GCCCCCUCUGAGUGACUCAGCAAAGCAGGAAGUGUUUACAGCUGUCACCACCCUGCAUCUGAAAGGUACAUCUAAACGCUUUUUCCCAUCAAAACUCCUACAUUUAAGAGUUUCCAGUGCUGACAUGGCUGGCAGGCUCUCUCUGCCUGAGGUGGACCUCACCUGCCCCGUGUGCUGCGACAUCUUCAAGGAGCCGGUGGUCCUGAAGUGCAGCCACAGCUUCUGUGCGGCGUGCCUGCAGCAGUACUGGGCCCGUCAGGGGAGGAGGCGUGACUGCCCCCUCUGCAGGACCCUCAGCGUGGACGACCCCGUCCCCAGCCUGACCCUCAGGAACCUCUGCGAGGCCUGCGUGACGGAGGACGAGGGUCAGACGGCAGGCGACGCAGAGGGGGGGCUGUACUGCGACCCGGAGGUCACGUGCCCCCUCCACGGGGAGAGGCUGAAGCUGUUCUGCCUGCUGGACAAAGAGCCCAUCUGUGUGGUCUGCCACACGUCCAGGAGGCACAAGCAGCACGACUGCUGCCCCGUCAGCGAGGCGGUGGCGGAUGUGAAGGACAAAAUGCAAUCCGCCCUCAGCUCCCUGAAGGACAAGCGGGACGCUUUUGAAACGAUGAAGAAGAGCUUGGAGAGCACAGCUGUGCACAUCCAGGAACAGGCUCGGUUUGUGGAGAGGAGGACCCACGAGGAGUUUGAGAAGCUCCACAACUUCCUACUCGCUCAGGAGGAGUCCAGGAUGGAGGAACUGAGGGGGGAGGAGGAGCAGAAGAGCCGAGGAGUGAGGCAGCAGAUCCAAGACGUAGAGGAGAAGCUGUCGUCCGUGUCCGAAACCAUCCGGGUUCUGGAGGAGGAGAUGGCCCUGGAGGGCCUAUCGGUUCUGCAUAAAUCCAAGAGCACUCUGGCAAGAGCCACCCAUCCGGUAGAAGAUCCCGUUAUGGCUUCAGGAUCCCUCAUAAAUGUGGCCAAAUACGUUGAUUCUCUGGCGUUCCAGGUGUGGAAGAGGAUGCAGAUGUUGAUUAAAUUCUACCCCAUCACUCUGGAUCCCAACACCGCCGCCCCCUGGCUCGUCCUGUCGGAUGAUCUCACCAGCGUCCAGGACAGCGACGUGAAGCGGAAGCUUCCCGACAACCCGGAGCGCUUCGACCCCGACGCCGCCGUGCUGGGCUGGCCGGGCCUUAGCGUGGGCAGGCACGCCUGGGAGGUGGAUGUGGGAGACAACACGGCGUGGGUCAUCGGCGUGGCCAAAGCGUCUGUCAAACGGAAGGAGAAACUGCCCUCGGUGCUGAACAACGGCUACCUCUGCGUGUACUUUUACCACAAAAUGUACUUCGCAGGCACGUCCCCGCUGACGCGGCUGGCGCUGAAGACGAAUCCGCAGAGGAUCCGGGUGGAGCUGGACUGUGACAAGGGCAGGGUGUUGUUCCAUGACCCGCACAGCAACACGCACAUCCACACCUUCAAGCACAGCCUCACCGAAACGGUCUUUCCGUACCUGUGGGUGGGCUGCCGCAACAAUCCGCUGACCAUCCGGCCUGUGGAAGUUUCCCUCAAACUUCACCAGUUUUCCUAAAAGCCAUUUUCAACUCUUGGGUCAAACUUGACCUCCUUUUUUUACUAUAAAGGAGGCACUUUUAGCCCAGUUUCUAAACUUACUCGGUGGCUUUUGUUAUACUGCAGAUUGCUGUGCUCUUAUUUUGACAAAUAGCACACAAAAAAUAAACAAUUUGUGUAUUUUUUUAAGUAAUUGGCAUGAAAAUUUUUAAAAAUGUUCAUCUAUUGAUUUGUGGAAAGAAUAUGCUACUAACUGUUAAAUAAGGUGUGUAAAAUGAUUACAGUUUCCUGCACACUUGAUUCUCAAGAUGUUGAUUGCAAAAAAAUAAAGCUAAAUCUGAAGUA
This is a messenger RNA of Oryzias latipes (Japanese medaka), 1893 nucleotides long. It is a transcript of the gene trim35-14, whose product is annotated as tripartite motif containing 35-14. The record is from RefSeq and is a predicted model, not a curated record. Lineage: Eukaryota; Metazoa; Chordata; Actinopteri; Beloniformes; Adrianichthyidae. Gene Ontology annotation, molecular function: zinc ion binding; protein binding.